UGGUAAAGUUGAAUUACGAAAUCGGAUUUUAAAAAUGGUUAAUUUUUAGUUAUGUUUGGAAUAUUUCGAUCUAGAGAGAUGCCGACUUGGAGAGAGCCGAUUGAAUCGGUUCAGUCGCUUUCAUUAUAACGAUUUCCGUUUUUAAAGACCUUCACAGUUUUUAAUUCGUAAAGCGAGUGCAAUUCUGGCUCAACUAUUGUUGUUUGGUCGCGAGGACAUUUGGAAUAAAACUGAUUUCACCUCUGUUUGAAGUGAGUGCCCACGCUAACGCUUUAUACGAGUAUGUGAACGGUAUGUGUACGUAUUAGUGCUUGGAUAGAACUGGUAACACAAGAAAUCUAGACAAAAUUCUUACCACAAAGGUUUAAGCGUAUUCAUUGUUUGGUAAAUUUAAAGUGUACCCAUUAGCAUAUAGCUCCAAUUUUCAAGGUGAUUUUACUUCAUAGUUAGCAGUCCUUCUGUGAAAGAAAUAGGUGAAUAAAUAUAUCAUUUUCAAAAGAAAAUAAGCAAAAAUGACAACUGAAAUGACGGAAUACUUUUGCGGACUGGGUUUGAAGAAGGCAACAAUACUUAUCGGCAUUUUCCAAAGUAUUUUGUCUUUCAUAUCUUUCGUACUAUGUGCAGCAUAUGCUGAACAUCCUCACGAACUUCUUGAAUUGGCAGACACAUCAGUAAUACCUGAAAUGCAUGUUCUGAAAACUGUCCUGGUCAUCUUGAGUAUUGCAAACGCGUUGCAGUGUGUGUUUUCAAUCAUGAUCAUAUUUGGAGCACUUACGAAUCGUCCCCUGUUAUUACUUCCCUGGCUGAUACUCAACCCGAUUAGUUUGGCAGUUUACAUCUUGGGCACAAUUGCAGCUCUUGUAAGACAUUCUAAUGCAAGCCAUGUUGCAUUCUUCACUGGGCAUCUACUAAUUGCAUCAAUAGUGUCGUUGAUAGGUGGUUACAACAUUUUCCUUGUCCGUAAUUACUACAUAUAUUUGAAGAGAUUGAAUUUCUGAAGAAAUCAGUGAAACUACUUAUCUAUUUCGUCUGCACGGUUCCAUAGCUUCAUCGAUAUUCCUGAAGCAAACUAUUUUCAUUAUAGUAUAUAUUUUAUUGUUUAAAAUUUGUAAAAAGAUUUAGUAAUAUAAAGUUGGAAUACAGGACACAGGACGAGAAAAUCUGUAAAUCUAUUUGUGCUAAUAUUGGUACAUACUCUGGUGCCCACUAUUGAAAUAAGUUCCUAACUGAUUAACAUUAAAUUAAUUGAUGCAUUUACCAGCGCAGUAUGGUGCAUUUUUCAGAAGGAUGAUUGAUAGCGUCUAUAGCAGCUUAUAUUUUUACAAAUAAUAGUAGAUGAUGAAGAUUUUGCUUAAAGUUGAUAAUUUAUUAAUGUCAAUACUUUUAUGCUUUUACUUUUAGCGGAUUGAUAAUUAGAAUAAAUUUAUUCUAAAAUAAGAAAAUAUGCUUUUAUAUUAUGUAUCUUUUGAUGUAAAAAAUAUUUAAUUUGAAAAUUUAUCGAAUAAAAUACAUAGAUACUCCAAUUUUAUUAUUUAAACUAGAUUUAAAUUUUUGUAGUCGGACGUUGUUUAUGAAUACCUAUUAGCAAUAAUCAAAAUACAUUUUAUUUAACUUUACACCCGAUCAGCCUUUAUUCAAACUAAUAUCUUCACAAAAAGCAGAAAAACAUUACACGUCAAGCACAUUUCAAUCAACAUUACAUUAUUUCCCCUAAACAGCGGUCAUUUUGGAGAGAAAUAAUAUCACAUAUUUUAAAAAGUUGUUGCAGAAAAGUUACACAACUAAAAUACGUCAAUACUUUCGGAUUAUAAUAUGAUAACUGUACAUUUAUUAGAAAUUGAGAUUAAUUCCUACUAAUCAUAUGUGUCUAGAGCAGUUAUUACAAUUUUGAAGAGUGAUAAAAAAAAUGAAAAAUUAGGUACAAAAAAAGUUUAAUAAAGGACUCAUUAAUAUCACUGACGUACGGUAUAGAUAACUAGCUUGUAAAAAUUCCUUUGCAAAGUACGAUGACGUAGUUAAAUUCGCGUUAUAGCAACACCUGAAAAAUUAGUUUCACUCGAAGAAAUUGAAAUCUUUGGAGAUGAGCCUUGACAAUUCUGUUUUCUUAUCAAUCGCUCCC
Agrilus planipennis (emerald ash borer) is the source of this 2119-nucleotide messenger RNA. RefSeq lists its product as uncharacterized. The record is from RefSeq and is a predicted model, not a curated record. The transcript is spliced from 6 exons. NCBI's taxonomy places the organism in Eukaryota, Metazoa, Arthropoda, Insecta, Coleoptera, Buprestidae. Bases 513 to 998 code for a protein of 161 amino acids.